Vanrija pseudolonga is the source of this 1568-nucleotide messenger RNA. RefSeq names its product High-affinity nickel transport protein (gene hoxN). Bases 77 to 1489 code for a protein of 470 amino acids. Gene Ontology annotation, biological process: nickel cation transmembrane transport. The transcript is spliced from 4 exons. The record is from RefSeq and is a predicted model, not a curated record. Gene Ontology annotation, cellular component: plasma membrane. NCBI's taxonomy places the organism in Eukaryota, Fungi, Basidiomycota, Tremellomycetes, Trichosporonales, Trichosporonaceae. Gene Ontology annotation, molecular function: nickel cation transmembrane transporter activity.
CCCCGUCCAUCUCUUGCUUCUUCUUCUCCUCCAUGUACCCAUACUGAUCGACUGACUGGAUACCCAACCCAUACCAAUGAACCUCCGCAGCCUCCCCCGCCCCACACUCCUCGGGCGCGCGGUCGCCCUCAUCGGCGGCGAGCUGCUCUUCAACGCCGCGAUGUGGGUCGCGGCGGGUAUUGCCUUUGGGCAGCGGGACGGCUUGCUAGGCAUCGCCUUGCUGGCUUGGACGCUCGGCCUUCGACACGGCCUCGACGCAGACCACAUCUCGGCGAUUGACAACGCGACCCGCCAGAUGGUCAGCAUGGGCCAGCUGCCCCUCACCUGCGGGCUGUUCUUCAGCCUGGGCCACUCGACAAUUGUUAUCGCUGUGAACGUGGCUAUUGCUGUCAGCGUCGACAUCUACGACAAGCUCGACAAGGUCGGCUCGGUCGGCGGCAUCGUCGGCACGUCGGUCUCCGCUAGCUUCCUCUUCCUCGUCGCGUGCAUCAACACCUUCUUCCUCGUCGGCGCGAUCAGGUAUCGCAAGAAGCAGAAGGCACGGGUCAAGGCCGGCCUUCCCCCAGAGGAGGGCGACCCGACCGCGAUCCAGGGCGGCGGGUGCUUGGUGCGCAUUAUCGCGCCGAUCAUGCGCGCGGUCGACAAGCCGUGGAAGCUGUAUCCCGUGGGCAUUCUGUUCGGCUUUGGCUUCGACACGGCCUCCUCCAUCGCCCUCCUCGCCAUCUCGGCCAUCGCGGCGCGCGGACCAAAGGGCGAGGCCAUCAGCCACGGCAAGGUCGUGAUCCUGCCGUUCCUCUUCACGGCGGGCAUGUCGCUCGUCGACAGCCUCGACUCGGUGCUCAUGCUGUACGCGUACGCGCAGCCAAACCUCAAGGGCGCGGACGGCAAGCUGCACCUGUUCUACCGGCCGCUCAGGCUCCAGGCGGACGUGGAGAGCGUCGCACCGCUCAACUCGCCCGUCGCCGAGUCGUCUGAGCCCCGGCCGCCGCUCCCCCGCGACGACAGCAAGACGGACAGCAAGCUCAACGACGACGAGACGAUCGUCGAGGCACAGGCCGAGGAACACAACGCCCGCAUGCUCGCCGCCAAGGCGAGCACCAUCUCCUCCCUGUCCAUCAGCCUCACGCUCCUCUCCAUCCUCGUCGCGCUCAGCAUCUCGCUCAUCGAGAUCAUGGGCCUCAUCGGCGAAAACUGCACCCAGUGCCGCGAGGCCGCUGAGGCCGAGGACGGCGGCGGACUCGCGGGCAGCUGGUGGCGCGCUUGGGCGAGGGCCAACGACGCAAGCGGGUACGUCGGCGCCGCGAUUGUGGGCUGCUUUGUCGCCAUCCUCAUUGCGUACCAUGUCGCCCGGUGGCUUUGGAAGAAGCGGGCGGCGAAGCGCCGCGCUGCACACGAGGAACAGGCUCAGUCGCAGACGCAGUACGCGGAUGAAGACGAGGCACGGGCGCGGAGCCCAGUCGAGAACGAGGCAGAGACACCGCAAACAUAGACGCAAGAAGCACACCCCACUACCACCCACGUUCUCGUGUAGAUCUUACAUGUUCAUGCAUGUUUUAGAACACGGUACA